ACCCAAGACAACUGAAAAAACCGAAGUCUGAGGAGAAUGAGAUUACGCAGACGGGUGCCUUCGUUGCCAAGUCAGGCCUUCCAUGCCUGAACUUUGAAGCUAUCUCAUCUCUGAGCCCAGAUCUCAUCCAUUCAUCCCAUUCACUAAGAAACCUGCACGUAUACACAGGGUCACCUGAUUGUAACAACAGUUGCAAGGGGAUGACAGAGCGCAUUCACAGCAUCAACCUCCACAACUUCAGCAAUUCUGUGCUCGAGACCCUCAACGAGCAACGCAACCGUGGCCACUUCUGUGAUGUGACAGUCCGCAUUCACGGGAGCAUGCUGCGUGCCCACCGUUGUGUGUUGGCGGCUGGCAGCCCCUUCUUCCAAGAUAAGCUGUUACUGGGCUACAGUGACAUUGAAAUUCCUUCUGUGGUGUCAGUCCAGUCAGUACAAAAGCUCAUUGACUUCAUGUACAGUGGAGUAUUGCGGGUCUCACAAUCAGAGGCCCUGCAAAUUCUCACAGCAGCCAGCAUCCUGCAGAUUAAAACUGUGAUUGAUGAAUGCACACGGAUUGUCUCACAGAAUGUGGGUGACAUCUACCCUUUGAUUCAGGAUUCUGCACAAGAGACACCCCGAGGAACUCCUGAAUCAGCCACUUCAGGACAGAGCAGUGACACAGAGUCUGGUUAUCUGCAAAGUCACUCACAGCACAGCGUGGACAGGAUCUAUUCAGCUUUGUAUGCAUGUUCUAUGCAGAAUGGCAGUGGUGAGCGUUCAUUCUACAGUGGAGCAGUGGUCAGCCACCAUGAAACAGCACUAGGCCUUUCUAGAGACCAUCAUAUGGAAGAUCCAAGCUGGAUUACAAGGAUCCAUGAACGCUCACAGCAGGUGGAGCGGUAUCUUUCCACCACUCCAGAAACCACACACUGCAGGAAGCAACCACGUCCAGUUCGGAUCCAAACUUUAGUGGGCAAUAUUCAUAUCAAGCAAGAGAUGGAGGAUGAUUAUGACUACUAUGGACAGCAGAGAGUACAAAUCCUAGAGCGUAAUGAGUCUGAAGAAUGCACUGAGGAUACUGAUCAAGCAGAAGGUGCUGAAAGUGAGCCCAAGGGAGAAAGUUUUGAUUCUGGAGUCAGUUCCUCCAUUGGCACUGAACCUGACUCUGUGGAGCAGCAAUUUAUGACUGGCCUAAGUCGAGAAGGUCAACAAGAGCCUACACAACCAGAACAAAAUGAUGUUUGUGCUGAAAGCAUUCAGCAGCAGCACACAGAUACUAACUCUUCUUCACCAGAAAGAGGAAAUGACGUUGAAAGGGACAGCGCACUAAUAACUGUUUGUAACAGUACUGAAAAGGGGACUUUACAGCCUAUCACUACAACUGUUUCCCAAUCAUUGCCAAGUACACAGCUCUACUUACGCCAGACAGAAACCCUCACCAGCAACCUGAGGAUGCCAUUGACCCUGACCAGCAACACACAGGUCAUCGGCACAGCUGGCAAUACCUAUUUGCCUGCUCUCUUUACUACACAGUCUGCUGGCAGUGGUCCUAAACCUUUCCUUUUCAGCCUUCCCCAGCCCCUAGGCCAACAGGCACAAUUUGUGACAGUGUCCCAGCCUGGAAUUUCAACUUUUACUGCCCAACUGCCAGCCCCACAACCCCUGGCUCCUUCUACAGGCCACAGCACAGCAGGUGGGCAGGGUGAAAAAAAGCCUUAUGAGUGUACCCUCUGCAACAAGACUUUCACAGCCAAACAGAAUUAUGUCAAGCACAUGUUUGUACAUACAGGUGAGAAGCCCCACCAAUGCAGCAUUUGUUGGCGAUCCUUCUCCCUAAAAGAUUACCUAAUCAAACACAUGGUGACUCACACUGGUGUCAGAGCCUACCAAUGCAGUAUCUGUAAUAAGCGUUUUACGCAGAAGAGUUCCCUAAAUGUGCAUAUGCGGCUCCACCGUGGGGAGAAAUCUUAUGAAUGCUACAUUUGCAAGAAAAAGUUUUCACACAAGACCCUGCUUGAAAGACACGUGGCUCUACAUAGUGCCACAAAUGGAACAUCUAACACAACAAGCACUGGGGCAAGGGCACUUCCAGCUGGAGUGAUGGCCUGCACUGAGGGAACGACCUAUGUUUGCUCUGUCUGCCCAGCUAAGUUUGACCAAAUUGAGCACUUCAACGACCACAUGAGGCUGCAUGUUUCAGAUGGGUAAAUAAUAUCUAUUCUGUUAUGAACAACAACAAAGCCCAAACAGAGAAACAACGAAAAGCUAUGGCACUAGAUUUUUUUUUCAUUUUUUCAUUUUUAGUUUGUUUAUUUUCAUUUUUGUACUACAUGAUGAACUGUUUUUUGCCUGCUGGUACAUUACAUUUCUGGAAGCUGGAUGAAUAGUAAUUAUCUCAGCCUUCCUUUGAUGGUGGCCUUAAGGCCAGAUAGUGUUUCAGGAGAUCUACUGGUUGGAUCUCUAGCUACUGGCCUCUAAAUACAACCCUUCUUUACUACAAAAAAAAAAAAAAACCUUAAAAAAAUUGUCACUUGUGAAGAGCACUACAAAAACAACAACAACGAGAAAUAUGUUAUGAAAUCUACAAGGCCUACUGUCGUAAGUACACCGCUUGCAGUGUUUCAAUGGACAGAUUCACAAUUCUGACCGUUUUGGACUUCACAAUAUCCAGUUAAAACUGUGGAAUAGAAACAUAAAAAUCGAUCAGCAACACACACAAUGGGCCCUAUUGGUUUCCACCAUUAGUCUUGCUAUCAUAAAAGGGCUGUGGAAAAUGGCAAGGGAGUUUGGGUUGGAUGGUGUGGAGUCCCUGCAGGAUGGGGAAGGAGAAUAAUAGAUUCCUCUUGUGGAUUCGGUUCCAUUCCACCCGUUCAGAUUUAUAACCCCAACUUCUUUCUCCCCCACUAACACCAAUACCAUCUUUCAUCGGACUUAGGAACAAUAAGUAAGAAUGAGGUGAACAAAAGUAGCUUUUCUGCAAUUACAUGUUGUCUUUGCUGAGCAUAGGGCAAACUUGGCCAAUCUGGCACCCUCCAGGUCUGUUAAGCACUGCAACUCCCAGAUUUCUAGAUGGGAGCUGCAAAUACAACAACUCUGGAAGUGCAAGACUGAGGAGGGAUGACACAGAGCCUCAGCCAAAUAGUGGGACUUUGCAAAUGUCAAAGAUAAGUAGCAAAAAGAAAAAAUUGAGAGGUUUUUUCACCUACUAGUCUAGGUAUAAGGAAAGGAUUACUUCCUAAAAAAAUUAGGGAUAAAAUAAAAAAGGCUGUGUCAAGCCUAUCCAUGAUGAGACAGGUAAAGUAAUAGACAAGUUGGGGGGGGGGGAAUAAAAAGAGUUCUCAAGAUUUUUUUUUUAAUUCAGUUUUUUUUUAGGGGGACAGAAGUGUUUACCAGGUAGAAUGCUGAUUUUUUAAAUAUAUAUAUAUAUAUUUACUUCAGUAUUUCUGUACAAAAACAGAAGGAAGGAAAAUUGUAACUUUUUAAACAUAAUUUUCUUCUUUUUUUGCGUACACUGCCACUAAUAUCUGCUCAGUUAUAUAACUGAAUGUGUGUAUACACACACAUUCAUACCUUAUUGUUAAUACAGACUGUUAAGGUUAGAUGUCCUACUUUCAUAUAGCAAGAGGGUAAAGAUGAGAUGGUCCUGAUAUUUCUUUCUGAUAAGAAAAAUAUGUGUCACCAUAUUUUCUGUUGUUUCCUUUAUGCUUUUAUUACUUUGAGAAUAGCACCUUGAAAUUGAGUGAUAAUAUAUGUGAUAUCUUCCACCAUAUUCUGUCCAUAUUGUAGUGUCAGAUGAAUAGCUGUUCGGAAGUCAGAUUAUUUUCUAAGACUUUUGAGUUCCAUCUAAAGUUUAAAUGAAUUAGUUUGAGAAGGAAGUGUUUUAACACUAUUUAUAUCAUUGGAAUGAUAAAAUAUCAUUUUGUCUAUAGUUUCUGGAAGUACCUAGAAAAAGGGCAUUUAUUUAAAGAAUUGCUUCCAGAGAUUGGUUUGUAAGAUAUUUUAUCCUCCCUGAAAUAUAGAUCAAAUCUCCUACUUAAAUUCUAAACCUUCUUUUUCCUUAUAAAAGUACAGAUAAUCUUCCUCCUUUUCAUCUGCAAAAACAUUAAAGAUAAGGGCCAUGCUUUGCAAUUUCUACUUCACAAAAUAGGGCAAGACAUUCAGAAUUGCACGUUUUUAUUGAUCACUUCCGUUCUUAGCGGAUUUUUGAGAAUUACCUUAAACAGUACUUCUUAUGUACCUAGUUACAUUGGAUUAAUGUCUAACUAUUAUAGUAAGUUUCUUUCCUGUGAAUCAUGGUACAUAAUUCCUAUUUCAAAUGAAAAUUAUCUGAAAAUAAUAUGCAAAUGGAGAGUCAACAAUAAAACAUUUAGUUAAAUUUUAAAUAUAUCUUUGUUUCAACUAAAUCUUAUGAGAUUGAAUUUCUGUGUAGAAAUCAAUGGAAAACUUUAAAUAAAGUGUUCUAUAACUUCAUAUAAAGUGUUCAGGGACAGGAUGCUAGAUUUAAUCAUGUUUUGUAAGACACUCCUUGAUGAACAUCAUUUAUUAGAUAUUUAAAUUCUGUCAGAGUAGGUCACAACUUCUGUUAUAUAGCACAACCUUAUUCAUGUCUAUUCUGAAAUAAGUCCCAUUGAAUUCUGGGAUUUAUUUUCAACAAAGCAUCUAUAGGAUUGGGAUCUUAAAUAUUUGUAAUUUAGGUAAUUACAAUUGCUCAGUCAUUUAUAAAUGGCAAUAUGGACACAUUUUUAGACUAACAAUUGCUACAAUCUGCAUAAUUUUUAAAACUAUCAUUGUUUAAACAAGUUAAAAAUAUGAGCACAAAUUAAAGAAGGGAGAAAAUUCUCAUACAUUAUUUAGGUAUCAUCCUAAUCAUGAGUCCAGAAUGAUAAUUUCUUGACCAUAAACAAGUUAACCAGAAGAAAGUUAUAUAGAUUUGAGUGUAAAUUAGUUCCACAUAACUGUACUGAUUAAUUAAAAGGGUGCACAUAUGGAAUUGUCAUUUUAAAUUAAUAUGAUUAGCAUAACAGCUUCAUCCAGGAGUCUGAGUGAGUAAAAUAAAAAAGUAAUAAUUUCAUCAGAAAUAAUAUACAAAAAUGUAAAAAAAAGACAGAACCUGGAUUUACAACACGAUGAAAGAAUGUCAUUUUUAUAACUACUGAAAAUCAGUCAAGAAUUUUGAUUUGUUUAAGCAAUAACAUGGUUUUAUAUGGUUCAUUUUCCAGGUGAGGUGAAUUUUAGGAACAAAUUGAUUACCAAUAACAGAAACAAUAGUUUGAGUCAGUUGUCAAAAAUUGGACAAUUCUGUGACCUAAGAUAAGCACUGACAACAAAAAAGAAGUGUAGAAGAUGUUAGUGCAAAAUCAAAAUUACAAACAAAAUUUUCAAAUUAAACACUUCUUGAAAAAAAAAACACCUGUUUUUAAAUAGGUUUAAUGUAGAACUUGCUGCGUGUUAUUCAUUGAAAAUGAAUAUUGCCUCAAAGCAAAAUAGAUUUGUUUGAUGAAAAAAGGUAUAGAUUAUCUUCAUUCAUUGACCCAAAAUAAUAUAUAGCCCUCAAAAUAAUGUAUUCUAUGCAGAAAAUCCUUGUCACUCAUACAAACCUUUGGGUGCUAUACCUGCCACGUGUUUAUUUAAGAGAAUAUUAAAAAAUUGGACACUUGCAUCAGUCCUCCCGUAAACAUUUGUAUUUGAGGAUAAAUAAGUAAGAUUUGUAAAAAAAUAAAUCAAGUGACAAAUUAUCUAAACCAAGAUUUGAAUCUGUAGUUUUAAGAUAUAAGGAAACCAAUUACUCUGUCACAAUCACACUUUUGGUGAUCUAUAACUUUAUGAAAAAAAAUACUGCAGUUUUCAUUAUACAAUGGCUUUAAAAGGUGAUUUUUUUACAUUAACUAUAUUACUGCUUUUUAAAAUUCUUUUUCUGGUUUCUAUUAAGGCCUCUUUUCUAAUGCUACAGCUUUUUAUUUAGUCUUGAUAGGUAGCAUUUAUGCAUGGAUACAAUUCCAGUUUUGUGAAAUAAAAUCCAAAGGUUUGAAGGGUUCUUCAGUGAAUGAAAAGCUAUUGUCAUGUGCAGAAAAAUCCUAAAUUUAUUCAUCCCACUCCCUUCCAUCCAUAUUGAAGCCAAUUAAUCAGAUUCUUGCUAAUAAUUAAUUUUUACUCAGUUAAUGUUCUGUCAGGCCACUUAUUAUUUUUAUUCUUUCUGUUCAUUUUUUGUACUUUUUAUUCUUGCCUCCAUAAAUACCAUAUUUCAAAACAAAUACAACAAUAGUUAAAAAUGUGUGGCUAUAGGACAAGUAUUCAUAUAUCUAAAUUUUCAUUUUAUAUAACUAUUUCCUUACUUGUUUCCUUACCAUGGUCACAUCACAGCCCAGUAUGGAUCCAAUUUUUCCCACUAUGACUAAAUACUAGCUCUAUAUUUAUAGCUCAUGCUAUAAAUAAUUAGAACAUAAUUGGAAGUACAUUAUCCAGAUGGUUUUCUAAUAUUUUUUCCUUUACUUUAAAAACAUUCUUUCUUAUAGCCAAAGGUCACUGCAGUCCAAAAAGCGUAUAAUUUUGUGACCCAAUGAUUUCUACAAUAAUAUUAAUAUAUUUAUUUAUGUUUAAUGUUUCAGGUAUAUUUGCACUGAACUUAAUUGAAUUUCAAUUUAUUUCAUUUUCAAUUAAAAUGCUCAAUAAGAAACCUGAAAAUAAUCUUCAUUUUUAUAUUGUUUAAAAUGUUUGCACUGAAAGCUUUUUAUUUAUAAAGAAUAGAAGGAUUAAAAUCUCACUGCUUUUUAAAGAAGAGAAACACAUUUGCUGGCAUUUUGUGAUUACCUACAUACUCCCAUAAUUUCCUAUUUGCAGAUUGUUAAGUUAUAUAAAAAUGAUAUACAGCAGUGCAAGACUCUUUCUGUAUAUUGAAAUUUCUUUUUCCCAUUUCUGGUUAUAUGGAAAAGUGAGUUCUUAAAUUUUUAAGUAAAUCUCACCUGAAUAUAUACAUAUCCUCUUAUCAGGGCAAGUAACAUGCCUUGAAGUCAGAAGUGCUAUUUGGCCCAUAUUUUAAUGUGCAAAACAUUUUAGCUCAUCGUAAACAACAAGAAACUUUAAUAGAAAAGCAGAUCUAGCAGAUCUAACUCUUACUGAAUUAUAGAUUCUGUGGUUCACAGAGUGAAUUAAUGAGGUCAGCAAAAUGUUAGCAAGAGUGACAUUUGAUUUGUAAAAGUCAGAAUACUAAAUUAAUUCAACCAAUGCUCGGAAAAUGUAUUUGAAUUUUAGAAUUCAAAUUAAGGUCCAUGUUUGGUAGAAAAGCUGGAAUUAAUAAAUUAUGUCUACAUAUACUUAAUUUAAAUAUAGUGGAUGCAACUCAUAACUAGAAAAUGACAUUUAAGGUCGCCACUGUAAAAUUAAUAAUGGGCAAGUUUAUCCAAAGAUAAUCAAAAAUAUGACCAUAUGAAACAAGGAGAUACACAUUUCAUUCACAUCACAUAAACUCCAGGUCUUACCAUGCUCUAAGUAUUAUUAGAUUCAGGGUUUCUCUCCUUCCUAAGACCAUUUUACUACUUAAAUAGAUGCCAAAGUGCUACAUGCAACUUCCAUCAUCCCGUUUCUGUCCCUGUAACCAUCCAGCCCAUAUCCUGAGUUUAACCAUUUUAUUCAUAUUUUGUGGGUAUUUUAAGAGGCAAGAUGGGUGUCUUAACCUAUAAAAUCUGUGACAUUUUGGAGUUUAAUUCCACAUUUUUGGAGGACAGAUUUGACAAGUUGUGCAAACUGAUUCAGCUGUAGAGCUAAUGAAAGUAAUUUAUUUAAUUAAACAGAAGAGAAAGCAAUUGGAAGCAAAGCCAGAGAUUUCAGUUCUGAGUGUAUUUUGCAGCUUUGUGGUUUAAUACUGCUCUCUCCUGUGCCUUUCUUACCUAUUUCAGUGCUAUCUCAUGCCUCUCUUUUCAGUUUAGGCCCCAGCGAUGAUGGUCUGUGUUCCUGAACAAUAGUUAAGCUCUAGAAUGAUCCAGUCAUUAUUCUCAGAAUAACAUGAUCCCUCAGAAAUAUCAUUUUCCAGUUAUCUUAGCAUCCACAAUGAUUUUGUGUUGCUUAAAGGUUUGAGGAACUCUGGUGUUCAUUUCCUUGUUGCUACUUAAUGGGAAAUGUGUAUAUGUUUAGGCUAUGCUUUUAAUUUGCCAGAAAUUCUGAAGUAGAUAUAUCUGUAUUUUAAAGUCUUGAAAUCCAGACUUGUAAGAUCACUAGUUAGUAUGUUUACAGGGCCUCUAAAUAUUAAAUUUCUUAUUUUUUAUGAUUACAUUCAAGUGAAUCAGCAAAUAGAGACAAGGAAUUCAGCUUCUGUUUCCCAUAUUUGGAUUAUAGUAUAUGCAUGUACAUUGACUGAAUUUUAAAGAGGGAUUUGGUAGAUGACAUAUAUAUGGCUAUUAAAAGAGGACACUUGACACAAAACUUAUUUCUACGUAAACAUCUUCAAAAACUAAUGUUUAAGAUAUAUCAGAUAUUUUUCUGGAUACUUAAACUUUUCUGGAUAAUAUUGCUUUAUCUAAAAAUUUAAAUCCUUCUGUAUUAUACAAAAGUUAGAAGAUGGAAUAGAUUAUUUUCACUUCCACAUUAGUUCCCUAAUUCAUUAGACAUUGGGCACCGUAAGUGGUAAUAAUUAAAGUAAAUAAUGUUAAUAUUUCUUAAGACUAAACAACAUGUAAUCAGCUAAAUUAUAAAUAAAUAAAAUUACCCCUUAAAAUUAGUUUACUCUGUUGUAAUAUCACAACAAAUAAAUAUGUCAUAUAAUACUAAAUUGCCAACUGGCACACAUGCACGCAUACAUACACACACAUUAACAGAAGUAAAACUAAAGGAUUGUUUUGCUCAUAUUCAAUGCAACAGGAUUGCUGAUUAGUAGAUAUAAAUGACAGACAUAGUCAGAACAUAAAUGUGUAUUCUUUUUCAAGUGGCUAAUGCUGAAAUAAUUUUACUGUUUUUUUUCUCUAUCCCACAUCCAAUAAAAUCUUUUGCAAUCACAGUUUAAAAGUUACCCUAGGAAGUUCUGAGUUCCUGUCUAAGGGAACAAAAACAUUAUCCAAAUUUAAAUUUAUCAGACUAUUUAACUACCUAGGCAAAUAUUGCUUUCUUGGGGCAGGCAAUUGUACUGCUACCAUGAUAGUUUUCUAUAGCUAGAGAUACACAGGAAUUGAUUUUGGGUUCUCAGCCUGCAAAAGAUUUGCUACAGUACCACUGAGCUAUAGCCCUUAUGCAUUUGGUUAUUGAUCCUUGGAAUAGCACCUAUAUAAAAUUUAUGGAUAUGACAGGAGAAAGGAGAUUAAAUUUGAGAAUUAUACCUUCAGAGAAAGAAAAAGGAACACUUCCUCUGUGACUUAAGUAUUCAUUUAUUUCACAUUUAGAUACUUAAGAGUAUUAAGUUUAGUUUCAUAAAGUUGUCCCUAAAAUAUUAGUACUAUAACAAAAUUCCCACAAGUUGGCAAGCUUAAUUUAAGUGGGGGAGGAAUAAAUAAUGUAUUGCAGCCUUAUGCAGGACUGCUGCCUUAAAACAAUAAAGGAGUGAGUAUUAUUUUUUAUACAUACUUAAGUGUAUAUCUAAUUUUAAAUUGUUAUUUCAUUUAUAUGAAAUGCGGCAUACUUUUGCUUUCAUUUAAAUCUGUAGUACAAUACCUGGGCAACAAGAGCUGUGAAAAAAUCAUUUGCUGAGAAGUAUUAUUACUACUAAUAAGGUAGCUGCUAUGAAUUUGCACUGCACUAUGCCUGAUGGGCAUUAGUAAAAUAACUGAGUUUAACAGUAAGUUCUAACAGUUUUGAAUUAAUAAUGGAUGGCUUCCUUCAGUUACCAUAAUAUGAUAUCCAGUCCCUAUUUGGUGUCGUAUCAUAGUUUUAUCCAUAUUCUAUUUGUAGCUUUCAUGAUGUAAGUCAAUUAGAUGUCUCAGAUGGCAUAGUUAAAUGUCUAUGGAGAUUCUUAGUCAUCCUGGUCAUGGUUGUCCCAAAGGUGCUUUUUCAAAAGGACUUUCUUUGUUUUUCCUUGAAGACUUUUUGCUUCUCAUCCAAGACGUUUCUUCAGUCCUGACUGAAUGGUGGAGAAUGGAAGGAUUUAUAUUCCUUGCAGUCAUCUGGUCAUUCUUGAGGUCUCUUGGAGGUUUAUCUGUGUCCUCACGGUCACCUGACUGGUGCACUAUUCAGAGACCCUGAGGCCACAGAUAAACCUCCACGUGGCCUCAAUGAUUCUCAGAAACACUGACC
Messenger RNA from Pantherophis guttatus, 10193 nucleotides. The record is from RefSeq and is a predicted model, not a curated record. Lineage: Eukaryota; Metazoa; Chordata; Lepidosauria; Squamata; Colubridae.